This is a messenger RNA of Effrenium voratum, 3870 nucleotides long. The record is from the annotation of a GenBank genome assembly. NCBI's taxonomy places the organism in Eukaryota, Dinophyceae, Suessiales, Symbiodiniaceae.
AGGCCUCGCCUCCGUUGUCUUCAACAAGGCUCUGAGGAUGCCCGCCUCCACCGCACGCAGCGAGCAGCAGGCGGAGGCCAAUGGUGAUGAAGCGCCAGAUCCCCUGGGACAGCACAAGCCGAACCUGGUGCAGCUUCUCAAUGUCGACAUCGUGGAUCUUUGGGGAGGUCUCCUGCACGAUAUUCUUGCAGUGAUUGCCGCACCGGUCUCCAUCGCCUGCCUGCUGACGCUGAUGAUCCACCAGAUCGACUACAGCGCGACCGUCGGCGCCACAUACACCCUCCCGGUGAUGCUGCUCCUGGUGUGCUCUACGGCUGGGGGCAUGUACUUCUACAGGAAGUAUCAGGCAUGCCUCGACACGCGAAUGAAGUGGCUGACUGAGACGAUGAUCUCCAUCCGGACCAUCAAGGCUUUGGCAUGGGAGCGCCUCUCCCUGGAGAAGCUGGUCCAGGCCCGCGAGGGCGAGAUCGCCAACCAGCGCGCGAUGGCAAUGAUGGCCGGCAUGGUGACGGCCAUUGCGCAUACAAUGCCCUGGGGCGUCCUGCUCAUUACCAUGUGGUUCGUGCGGAAGCAGAAAGGAUCCAUACCGGCGUAUCAAGUCAUGAUCGUACAGCGUAUCAUUGGCUCCUUGCUCAGCAACAUCUCGCAGCUGGUCACGGGGAUCAAUCGAUCCAUGACGGUGCCAAACAGCUUCAACCGAAUCAAGCGCUUUUUGGCUCAGCCAGACAGGCCACAAGGCGUGGUCCGGCAACCGGCCUUGCAGAGCGUCAACGCCCCCGCGCUGCGGGUGAUGGGCAGCUUCACCUUCGGUGGGCUGAAGCCUGCCUUGAAAGACCUGGACGUUGCCAUUCCCAAAGGCGAGCUGGUCGGGGUCAUCGGCAAAGUGGGCUCUGGAAAGAGCUCGUUUUUGCAGGCCAUCAUUGGAGACCUGUACCCCUUGGAGAAUGCCUUCGUCGAGGCUCCGGAAGCAUCAGCGGGGCAUGUCGCAUAUUGCGCGCAAGUCCCCUGGAUUUUCGAGGGCACCUUGCGGGAGAAUGUCAUCAUGACCUCACCCUUGCAGCAGGACCGCUACUAUCGUUGCGUCUAUGCAGCUGGCCUGGCCUCUGACUUGCAGAUCCUGCCGGGCGGGGACCAGGUGACCAUCGGCUCCUUUGGCAUCCGCCUCUCCGGCGGCCAGCGUGCUCGUGUUGCGCUGGCGCGUGCAGCGUAUAUGGAGGCGGCGUCCCUGGUGCUGAUUGAUGAUCCCUUCGCCUCCGUAGAUGGCCCCACAGGCGAGCAUAUUUUCACCCAGCUGGUGACGGGCCCCGUGCUGCGGGAUCGGACACGAAUUGUGGUGACGCAGCCAGAGAAGCAGCGACUGCAGCACUUCGACCGCCUGCUGCUUUUUGAGGAUGGCUGCAUCGUUGAGACGGGUCCACCCGCUGAGGUGAUGGAAACGGACGCCUUCAAGCGCAUCGCCGCAGAUGCGGAGUUGCUGCAGCAGGAGCACUCACCAAGGAUAGAGGUUCGGGACGUGCCCAGCAGCGCGCGCGAGAGGGAUGCCAUGGCCUUGGUGAAGAAGGCAAAUGAAGAGGGCAGUCUUCUCCGGGAAGAGGAGGUCAGGGAGGAUAUCACGUGGUCCACCUUCUGGUGGUGGGUGAAAAACGCAGGGAUGCUGAACCUCUUCAUGGUCUUGUGCUCCAUCCUUCUCCAGGUGGUGACAGAAACGCGAGAGUCUUUGACGGUGGCCGUUUGGGUGGACGUCAAGGUGAUUGCGCCCGAGGUGGACGAUACAAUUUUCAUGUCUCGACUGGCUGUGGUGGUGGUCUGCUGCUGCGUUUGCAUUAUUAUCGCCUUCUGGCUCACUGCCUACACAGCAUUGACAGCUGCCAGGACGCUGCACAACACAGUGAUGACCAGUUUGCUGAAAGCACCAGUGGACAGGUUCUUCGACAAGCAGCCAGUGGGUCGACUGAUCAAUCGGCUGUCGUAUGAUAUGAAGCAGGUGGAUGAGACCUUCGUGAUGGCUCUCUUCGCUAUGUCAUCCAUGGUUACAUCGCUGCUCGUGACGCAGGGCUUCGUGUUGUCCGUCAUGCCACGUUCAGUUGCUUUGCUGUCCACCCCCGUCUAUGCAGUGGCGCUGUACUUUGUGUACUUGUACCGGGGCACCGCCGUGCCGCUGGUGUUUCAUUCUAAGCACUCCUUGUCCUCACUGCAGGACUUGCAGGCAGUCGUGGUUUCCCAGUGUGUGGCCAUCCGGGCGAACGGCAUGCUGGACAGCUUCAUGGUGCGAUACAACCACUACUCCCAGAGCGUGAUCCGAAGCCAGUAUUUGAUCUACUACGUUUGCCGAGCAUGGGCUCAGUCCCGAGUGUUUCUUUGCUUCGGCAUUCUUUGCGGUCUCUUCGGCAUUGGCGGCUUAUGGGGGGGCGUGCCCAUGGGCAUGCUGGCCACCUGCAUCACCUUCGCCUACUUCCAGAUGGGCCAGUUCGAGAGCCUUUGUAUGACCUUCACGGUUCUCUUGAACGUCCUGAAUGCGCUCCAGAGAUUGGUGCGCUAUGUGGACCUGCCAGCGGAGGCGGCCUGCGAUCUGCCGGGGGACUUCGCGGUGCUGCGGCGUCUGAAGCUGCGCCGCGAGGAGCUGGUGCCACUGCAGCUGCGCCAGGGCCAAGCUGAUGGAGAGAGCCAUGCCAUGCUGCUCUGCAUCAGAGGUGGCAAACCAUUGAUGCGCCUCAGCAGCGAUGGGCGCAGCCUUGAUUUCCUUGCCGGCUGCGGUCCCCAGGACUUGGCGCCCGCAUCCGAGGCGCUGGCGGGUGCAAAGGAAUCAUUCAUGAUCGUGUCAGUGAACAGCAUAUCACGCUCUGCUGAGCAGAUGGCACGUGAACUGUGCACCCCACCUGCGGUGCUUUGGGUUGAUCUCUGGAACAAGGACUACGAGAAGGGCAUGAGCGUCCAUCUGGAGGACAUCUCAGCAGGAUACGGCAACGCGAAGAGCGUGCUGCAUGGGGUCAGCUUGGAGAUUGCGCCUCGCACCAAGUGCGCCUUUGUGGGCAAGACCGGCUGCGGCAAGUCCACCACACUGCUGUGCAUCCUCCGGUUCUUAGAGCCCCGGUGUGGCCGCAUCCGCCUGGGAGGCAACGACACGUCCAAGCUGGGUCUGAGGGCCCUGCGAAGCAUAGUGGGCCUAGUGCCGCAGGACCCCACGGUGUUCGAGGGGACCAUCCGCUUCAACAUUGACCCCUUCGGUGAAAUCCCAGAUGCGCGGAUCUGGGAAGCAGUGCAAAGCGUGCAACUGAUGCCAUACAUCCGGACCCUUCCGGAUGGCAUUGAUAGCGCGAUCGACCGUGAUGGCUCCAACAUCAGCUUUGGCCAGAAGCAGCUUCUGAGCUUGGCGCGCAUGGUCGUUCGCCAGCCUCCCAUUCUGCUGCUGGAUGAGUGCACGUCUGCACUAGACCCCGUCACACAAGAAGCCGCGCAGAAGACUAUCCUCAAAGAUUUUCCCAGGACCACCACUAUUGCUGUGGCUCACCGAUUGGAGACCAUUUUGGACUUUGAUCAGAUCGUUGUCUUUGAACAAGGCAAAAAGAUCGAAGAGGGCACAGUGGCUGAGCUACGGAAACUCGACGGGCACUUCGCGCACAUGCUGAAAGUGAAGCAGGGCACCAUUCGCUCUUGAGCCAUGGGAAUUCGAUCGCGGCUUUGCGGAUGCCGAAGUCUUAACUCGCCAAGCGAGCGCCAUGCCGGGAAACGGCACAGGAUAUUAGGAUUUCCCAAUGCCGGCAGAAGCUUGGGAAUCGACCAAAGACAAUCCGACACAAGCUUGAGAAAAGAAGCGCAUGGGCAUCGAUUUCGGCGGUGUUCCCAUGCACCAUGUGCAAGCGUACAACUGGC